Angiostrongylus costaricensis is the source of this 273-nucleotide messenger RNA. NCBI's taxonomy places the organism in Eukaryota, Metazoa, Nematoda, Chromadorea, Rhabditida, Metastrongylidae. The record is from the annotation of a GenBank genome assembly.
AUGACUGGCACUCGGUUGAAGGACUUUUGUUGUUUCGAUUUCUUGGUGCACGUUGUUCGCCUCAGUGAAUGUAGUGCUAUUAAGGUGUUGGACGUGCUUCGACCGUACUUGAACGAAAUGGAACGCGCCGACAUACCUCGCCCUGAAUAUCAGUACUCACGGCUAGAGAUAAACGAUUGUGAGGCGAUGAUAGCGGCCAUGAAGCUGAACACGGAAUUAGCGUCUGCUCCUAAAAAAAACGCAGAUAGGGUGAUGGUCGACGAUGUCGACUAA